AAAUUCCCUUACCGCUGCUUCCUUUUUCUUCACUCUCUCUCUUACCUCUGUCUUUCUCUCUUUCUCUCUUUCUCUCUCUUCUCUUCUGUUCUCUGUCUGAGUCUCUUGUUAAGGGACCACCGUACAUAGUUAAAGAACAAUGGCGGUAGAAACGUUUCAUGUGCGUAAACGAGGAAUGGCCGGCGGCGCCGGCGAUAAUGAGACGAUGAAGGUGGUGCCGCUUGUGAAGGAGGUUCAUUUCAGAGGUGUCCGGAAGCGUCCUUGGGGACGAUACGCUGCCGAGAUUCGAGAUCCAUGGAAGAAGACGAGGAAAUGGCUAGGUACCUUCGAUACGGCAGAGGAGGCAGCUAUGGCUUAUGAUGAAGCUGCAAGGAGUCUCCGUGGACCUAAGGCUAAAACUAAUUUCGGCCACGGAGGUCUCGCUACCACCACCGGAUCUGUUGCUUCGUCCGGAACUUUCCAGAGACCCGUACAGUUACAGGAUUGGCGUCCUUCUUAUGUUACUGCUGAUGGUCGGAACUUAGUCUCCGUUGUUGGAUCUCCGGCGGAACUUUCGGCGAGUUCUGGUUUUACUGGAUAUAGUUUUGAGGCUGUGGAGAUGGUGGUGAGGAACGAGAAAGAGAAGAUUAAGGAGGAGAAGAAGAAGCCUUUGUCCUUUGAUCUCAACUUCCCUCCACCUCUUUUCUGAUGGUGUAAAUGUACAUGCCUGCCUUCGAUAUCACCGGCGCCAUCUAGUGUUACUCAGUUUCGAUUUUCUUCAACCGUUUUCUACCUCCGUCGUUUAGAUCUAAUCUAUAAUCUAAUUUCCUAUUUUUGUACAGUUAUAGAGAAUUACUCUUUGAGAUGUGAUCGAAGACAUGAAAUUGGAAUAGAAAAGGAAUUGAUACCCUUGAUUUGAUC
This is a messenger RNA of Macadamia integrifolia, 900 nucleotides long. RefSeq names its product ethylene-responsive transcription factor 9-like. The transcript has a single exon. Gene Ontology annotation, molecular function: DNA-binding transcription factor activity; DNA binding. Gene Ontology annotation, biological process: regulation of DNA-templated transcription. The record is from RefSeq and is a predicted model, not a curated record. Lineage: Eukaryota; Viridiplantae; Streptophyta; Magnoliopsida; Proteales; Proteaceae. Bases 140 to 688 code for a protein of 182 amino acids.